This is a messenger RNA of Vicia faba (fava bean), 417 nucleotides long. The record is from the annotation of a GenBank genome assembly. NCBI's taxonomy places the organism in Eukaryota, Viridiplantae, Streptophyta, Magnoliopsida, Fabales, Fabaceae.
AUGAUUACUGCUCCUAUGCUGAAGCGUGACAAAGGCAUAAGUGCUAUUGAAGACGUUAUCGGCUCAAUUCCUUCUCUGCCGAAUCAAUAUUGCGCCUCCGCACCGGUCCUAAGGUCUAGAUUCUUUGAUUACCACCACCAACGGAGAAUUCAAAGUCGGAGUCACUCUGACGGCAUUUCGAAUGAGCCGACGAAACCAAGAAAUCCAGAGACGAACAACUCAGACGUUGUUGCGGCCUUGGUUGCAAAGAAGAUGAUGAUGAUCGAAUCUGUAGUGAAGUUGAUGAAGAUGCUUGAUACCGUUGAAUCCCUCUUUUAUGGGUUGCGGUUAUGCAUUAAACUGAAUAGGGCAUCAAGUUUAUUUGGUGAACUGUUUUGGUAUGAACUAGUUUGGGCUAUUUCUUGGUGGAAAUUUUAA